Molecule: messenger RNA, 2682 nt
Organism: Plasmodium malariae
Lineage: Eukaryota; Apicomplexa; Aconoidasida; Haemosporida; Plasmodiidae
Product: conserved Plasmodium protein, unknown function
Exons: 1
Coding region: 1-2682 (893 amino acids)
Source: RefSeq, a predicted model, not a curated record
AUGAAUACAUACCUGCACAAGAAGAACGUUGGUUCAAAAUACUACCACAUAAAAAGUAAACAUUUCUUUAAUAAUUACAAAUAUGUAAAACAUUUCAGCUAUGCCCCAAUUCCCAAAAGGGUUGGGUUCAUGAAGCCAGCAUUUAAGUUAAACAGAAAAGCGCAGACAUAUAUAGUCAACGUACAAUGGUUAAAAAGCAGUAACACAGAGGAAGUACAAAAAUUGUGUAAUAAUAUAAAAAAAGAUGCUAAUUUAUUUAAUAGCUAUGAAAUUAUAGAUUUAAUAUAUUAUUUAAGCAAAAUAUCCAACAAAAAUGUUUAUUUAACAAUUGAACCAUUGUUAUUUCAUUUUUUCCGUAAAUAUAAUACUUCAGUAAAUUUAAAUGGUAUAUCAAUACAUAGAUUAUUAAGAGUGCUAACAGAAUAUCAGGAUUUAGUUUAUAGAGAAUGGAUUUAUUCAAUUGCAAAAAUUAUUUCAAAAAAGCAUGCCCAUAUCCCCAUGAGAGAUAUUCAACUUAUCUUGGAUGAUUUAGCUCUAUUUUACGAUUUUCAAAUACACUGUCAUAUUAUUCCAUUCUACAACACAAUCAUAAAUAGAAUUCAUGAACUAGAAGUAAAAAGAUUACCCUUUCUAAUACAUGUUAUAGGAAGAAUUGGGUGCAAUAAUAAGAAUUUAUUAGAUAUUCUUUAUAAUACUUUAAAAAAAAAUAUUUCAAAAAAUGAGUUAUAUCGGUCCGAUUUUUCAGGACUCCUCCUAAGAGGAUUAGCAAACCUUAAAAUAAAGCCUAACAAAAAUAUUUUAUAUCAGUUAUAUAAACCAGUCAAAGAUGAUAUAAAUUACACAAAUAUAAAAUAUAUAUCAUGGUGUGCUGAUGGCUUCUCUAGGCUAAAUUAUUUUCAUCCAUUACCAUUACUAGUAAAUCAAAUAUUAAAAAUGAAGGAGAAAAUUUCGCAGCUAGAACUUAAUGAUUUCUCGUCCAUACUAAAUUGUAUACAAGCAUAUAUAUUGAUAAAACAAUAUGACACCUACAAUAUGAAAACUAUAAAUUCAAACGAAAGAAAUAUACAUUCCGAUUUCAAGAACAUGAAAAAAUCCUAUCAUAACGAUCAAAAAGGAUCACAACAACAUAGUCGCCUUUUCGUAUGCUAUAGGGCAUCUCAUAAAUUGGAAUGCCACCAAGAUGAUCAUAAUAGACUUAAAUAUUCCGCUUCUAAUGCAGAUAUUAAUAAUUAUUAUAACAAUAAUACAAAAAUAUGUGGUAAAAAUAUAAAAUGCAGUCUUCAAACCGCAUAUGAAAAAGACGAUAAUUUAUGUACUAGUGAGGCUUUUAAUUUGAAUCAGCAAAAAUUACGUCAUACAGAAAAUCUAGGGAAAAUGCAUUGCUCUACUGAACAUAAGGAAAUAAACCUUUUAAGAGAAGAAUGUUACGAUAGUGCAGCAUCAAAACAAGGGGAUGAAAAUAAGGAAAGUGUAGGGGGAGGGAAAAAAGGCAAUACAAAUUGUAACACCAGUAGUUAUACUACUCUAGAAAGUAAGGAAAGCUCGCAACAUUGUAAUGAAGACUACUCUAGAUCAAUAGCGAAGGAAAAAUAUUUAAAUGAAAUACACCCUACUUAUGAUAUUAAUGAUAAUCUUAUAUCUAUGGAAGAAUUAUACGAUAUUUAUAGAAAACUAGAAAAUAUAAUUUUAGAAAAAAUUACUGAAAGUAUUUACAGCAGUACUCCACCCUAUAGAGUUAUUAUGUUUGAAUUAUUAACCAGAUUAUUUAGAUUUUACAAGAAACCCAUAGAUCUAAUAGUUAACAUGAAUACACACAGAUAUGAUACAUCGUUAUUAUUAAAAUACACAAAUAGUCUAUCACUUAUUAUAUCAAAUAAAACCAGUAGAAUUAUGAGCUCAUCGCAAUUGUCUUUUUAUGUAAAUCAAUAUCAUAUUUCAAAUGAAUUUUUUUUUGGAAACAUAUCAAAUUUUGAAAUAUGCGCAGGGGAAGAUUCGUUAAAUAUAGAAAAACUCAAUACUAAAAGAGAAAACCAGAAUGUGCAAAACAAUCUGUACAAAUAUAUAAAAGAAGAACAAACAGAAAAGAAGAGUGAAAGAGAACAGUUUGUAGAAAAAAGCGAAAUUUAUUGUCUUGAGGGCACAGAUGAACACUUGUUAGAUGAAAAAAAUGCUCAUUUAAAUGUAAAUAUUCCAUUACCUAAAAUUUUUAAAAAUUUUUUGCAUUCCAUUUUUUUUAGAACUCCAGCAUUGGGAGGAAGAACUAUUAUGUUACUAUUAAUUGCAUUGGUAAGAUUAAAUUUUGGAGAGAGGGAAAAAUCAGAAUAUUUAAAUAAAAUGGAUACGUACAUCUUACCCUUCUCUAAAGCUAAGGAAAUAUAUAGACCUUUAACAAAUUGUAUUAUUCGAGAAAUAAUUAGAAAACUAGAAACAUUUAAUUCAGAGGAAUUGAUCAUCUGUGCAAUGUGUUUAAACGAAUUAGAUGCAUUAGAUUUAAACGGUGAAUUAUUUCCAUUAUUAAUUGACCGAUUUUUUAAUUUAUAUAAUAAUAAUUAUAUGAGUAAUGAUCAGGUAUCACAACUGAAAGGUCUCUUCCAUUUUUGGCAUACCAAAAGAAGAAACAUAAUCGUUAAUUACCUAACAUUUACAUCGAUAAAACACUUUAAAAGUUUUAUUCUUGCAUAA